Molecule: messenger RNA, 1263 nt
Organism: Orbilia oligospora ATCC 24927
Lineage: Eukaryota; Fungi; Ascomycota; Orbiliomycetes; Orbiliales; Orbiliaceae
Exons: 3
Coding region: 1-1263 (420 amino acids)
Biological process (GO): transcription by RNA polymerase I
Source: RefSeq, a predicted model, not a curated record
AUGCCCCCGAAAUCAACUUCAAAAUCUACGACAACGUCGACGGCUAAGUCGCAGAAACAGUCAAAAUCCAAGCCGGUGAAGUCUUCGGAAUAUGUGGACGAUUCCGACCUUGAUGACGAUGAACCGAUGAUGGAUGCGCCGCCGGCGAAAGCGACUCCAAAAGCGACAGAGAAGACUUCGAAGAAGAGGAAUAGGGAUGGCACUGAGAAGGUCAAUGGAGCUGGAGGCAGUUCAUCCAAGAAGGGGAAAGAUAGCGCUGCAGCCUCUAGCUCGAAGACCGUGAAGGAUAAUAAGAAGACGAGCAAGAAGGUUGUGGAAGUCGUGGAAGAGUCGAGCGAAGAGGAAUCUAAAUCCGAAUCUUCAGAGGAAGAGUCGUCGGAUAAGGAAGAUAGCGAGGAGAGCCAGAGCGAGAGCGAAGCCUCGGAGCCAGCGAAAACCUCGAAGACCACUCAGUUUAAACUUCCACUCGAUAAAGAUGUCCCACCCGGAUUCACUCCCCUCGAUAUAGCAUCCACAGAAUCUAUCCCGUCAUCACUAGGUGGGAAGCAAAUCUUCCUAUUUACAGCUCCCUCCAAGUUCAAAUUCUCAGACGUCAAGAAGAUCAAGCUUCAUAGCGGUCUAGACGGCGAGACUAUCGAAUCAGAUGAUGUCAAGUUCACUAUACGGCGAUCGAUGGACUCGGUCAGUUCCAGCAUGAAGGUCAUGAUCCCUAAACAAGGGAAGAAAGGAUACCAGCUAGCGUCCGUCGCACCAACCGUUCAAUACUUGAUAACAGAGGCGCCACCAUCUGGACGAACAAAAAUUGGAGAACAGGGAUUACCGCCUCCACCUCGGAAACAACCAGAAGGGUUGAAAAUGCGGUUUAUGCCAGCAGGGUACGGAGAAGAGUCCGACUAUAGCAUCAACGAAGCUGUGUUACCCCGGAGAGACCUUGUCGCGAACGGGGACCACGAUGUAGUUAUGGAUGAAGCUGAGCCUGUUAUUGCAACGCCGAAGAAAUCCAAAGGAAACAAAGACCAAGUUGCGGAGACGCCGAAAGAGAAGAAAUCGAAGAAGUCGAAGACAGUAGAGGAAGUUGUAGUAAUCGAAGAGGACGCGUCCGAGGAGGAGAUUGAAACUAAGAAGUCAAAGAAGGAUAAGAAAGACAAGAAGGAUAAGAGUAAGGACGAGGAUGGGAAGAAGAAGAAAGAAAAGAAGAGUAAGCAUGAUGAGGAAGGCAAGAAGGAGAAGAAGAAGCAUAAGAAAGAGAAAGCUGAAGCCUGA